AUAGUCAAAGUCUUCAACAGAGUUUCUCUCUGUCUUCAACAGCUGUUCGAGAGCGAAUGUUUUCACGACGGUUGAUAGAGGGGCCAGCAUUCAAAUUUCCACAGUGACUGUUGUGUUCGAAACCGAAGCUUCGGAUUCUUGUGUCGCGGAUAAUAGUUCCCGAGCUCUGAUCGAGUGUCCUUCGCUCCAGAAUGGCACAGAAUAUAAAUCCGUUCUAUUCGUCGCAGAAUGCUCCGAGUAAAGCUACCGAGGAAAAGCAAAAUGUACCGAAAGACAACCACGCAGUCAGUAAACGACUGCAGAAGGAACUUAUGGUCUUGAUGAUGAACACGGAGAAAGGUGUUUCCGCCUUUCCGGACGGAGAGAAUCUGUUCAAAUGGAUAGGAACUAUCACGGGACCAACGGACACGGUUUACGCCGGACUCACGUACAAAUUAACUUUAGAAUUUCCCCACAGUUACCCAUACAGCGCACCGAUAGUACGAUUCGUUACUCCCUGCUUCCACCCGAACGUGGACGCAGUGGGUAACAUUUGCUUGGACAUACUGAAAGACAAGUGGAGCGCUUUGUACGAUGUGCGGACCAUAUUGUUGUCCAUACAAUCUCUCCUCAGUGAGCCUAACAACGAGAGUCCACUGAAUCCACAGGCGGCCAAGCUGUGGCACGAGCCGGCAAAGUACAAGAAACAUUUAACGGAGGAGUAUCACAGAACUGUGAGUCGCGAACAGCAAGACUCAUGAUAAGUGUACUUCUCUAAUUAUCAUGGCUUGUUCAUCGAUUCAUUUCUAUAAAUGUUACGAUACGAUUAGGUAUAAGGUAUAUAAGAGCAAACUGCACCAAACUUAUUCAGAUGUACUUCGUUACAAAGGAUCGAGACUCCCGUUUUCUAUUCUUCACACGUUUCACAUCGUUCACCGCGGUCAUUUUCUUUUUCUUUCUUUAUCAACGUAAUUUCGUCUCGAGAGCAUGUGUAGAAAUCUGUAUCACGACUUUAAAAAUGUACAUGCGUAUUAAACAUUUUUGCAUCGUCACUCUCGACCAGACAUCCUUAUUUAUUUUUUGGACGAUGUAUAUUGAUCUUGACCCGUGCAAACGAGUCCUACUGGCAUAGACGUUACGUUAUCGACGAUCAUUGUAUAUUUUGACAAUAAAAAUUUUAAACAUUA
Messenger RNA from Ceratina calcarata, 1166 nucleotides. RefSeq names its product ubiquitin conjugating enzyme vih (gene vih). Bases 192 to 740 code for a protein of 182 amino acids. NCBI's taxonomy places the organism in Eukaryota, Metazoa, Arthropoda, Insecta, Hymenoptera, Apidae. The transcript has 4 exons. The record is from RefSeq and is a predicted model, not a curated record.